AUGGAGAAACUUCGAAAGUUAGAGGAAGCUGCAAAGGAGGAAAUGGAGAGGCAACAGCAGGAGUUGGAGGCCCAGAGGGAGAAGAUGGAAAACGAGAGGCAACAGAUUGCGGCUACAGAUGUGGAGGGGGUAGCCGGGCAGGGGCUGGGAGGGGACGCGAUUCUUAGCGUGGUUCCAGCGGGCGGGAUUCUUCAAGUGGUUCCGGCGGACCACAGCCAGCGGCCUCUUCAAAUUGUGGAUCUGGCGGGAGAUGUGGAGUCAAUAGAUCUGACAGUCCAGGCUGAUUCAGAGUCCCAACCGCGCUCAAAGAAACCUCGCACAGAUCAAGCAGCGCCCAACGUCAAUGCAGACGCAGACUCUGAAAAUGCUGCAGCGUCAGAGGACGAAGUUGAGGCAAGGCAGGAGAAUCCUGAAGCGGUGUUGGGAGAAGCGGUGGAAGAUGUAGCGGAAAAGGAUACGAUACCCGACGCACUGGGCAAAAUGUGGGGUGUUACCAAGCACUUCAAAAAAUGUGGGCUAUUUGAACGCUCGCGGGUGCGGAAGGAUGGGACGGUGGAGGUGAGAUACUCGUCGGAGCAAACAGUUGGGGGGAAGAAGAGAAACAUGGGGAGUUAUAAGGAGAAAUGGCGCCGUGACUUCACCGUAGCCAUCUGCUGGAUGGCGUACUAUCCGAACACCGACAUGCUUCACUACGGGAUGGAUGCCGUAGAACUUGGGACAUGGGAUCCCUACCUCGAACUCGCGCGUGAAUUGCCAACAGGAGUGUGGAGCGUACUCAACGAAAUGGACCUGGACAAGUUCGAAGACUUCAAAAAUGUCACGGAGAAAAUUCGGGCAUGCGUGGACCGCGGAGAGCAUUGGGAGAUCGCCGUUUGCGUGGGGAUUGGACAGGCCCUCGUCCAUGGCAGCACUGCUGCGGAGUCCCCCCCAACUGGUGUAAAGACCGCGGUCUAUGCAGCAGGGGUUGCAGCAUCUCUCUACACCCUGUGGGCAGCAUCGACCGGCAUUCCGAUACAAGACUGGGCGGAGGGUGCAGCUGCGGCAGCCCGUGGGACACUGGCCCCUCCAAGGCUUGCCAGUCGAGCAGCGUGGAUUUCUCGCAUCGGAAUCAAUGCUCUGGUUCGAGUAAGGGACUGCGUGCAUGGUCGGACCGAGUGGGAAGGGGUUAUUACUGAUGUGAUUGUCGGCAUCCUGGAUCCCGAACCCUCGGAUGACCCGGAGGUUGUUAGCCUGGCGAAAGUGGUUGCUCGGGUGGUGGUGUACUGGAGCGAGUGCAACUUGGCAGCGGCAGGACUUAAAGCGUUUCAAGGGGGUUUGCUCAACUUUCCCCCGGUCUCACGGGGGCAGAAACGGAAGGCGACUGCAGAAGAGAACGCGAAUGCGGCUGGGGAGGCGAGUGCAGGAGGGAACGCGAAUGCGGGAGGGGAGGCGACUACAGGUGGGAACGCGAAUGCGGGAGGGGAGGCGAGUGCCGCAGGGAACGCGAAUGCGGGACGGAACGCGAAUGCGCGGGGGAACGCGAAUGCGCGGGGGAACGCGAAUGCGGGAGGGUCGGCGAAUGCAGGAGGGAACGCGUGA
Messenger RNA from Closterium sp. Naga37s-1, 1578 nucleotides. Lineage: Eukaryota; Viridiplantae; Streptophyta; Zygnematophyceae; Desmidiales; Closteriaceae. The record is from the annotation of a GenBank genome assembly.